Messenger RNA from Penicillium brevicompactum, 2532 nucleotides. RefSeq names its product cysteine--tRNA ligase. The transcript is spliced from 2 exons. Gene Ontology annotation, biological process: cysteinyl-tRNA aminoacylation. The record is from RefSeq and is a predicted model, not a curated record. The coding region runs from base 1 to 2532 and encodes 843 amino acids. Gene Ontology annotation, cellular component: cytoplasm. NCBI's taxonomy places the organism in Eukaryota, Fungi, Ascomycota, Eurotiomycetes, Eurotiales, Aspergillaceae. Gene Ontology annotation, molecular function: ATP binding; cysteine-tRNA ligase activity.
AUGAGUCGAUACCAGAGCCCCUCUAAGCGCCUCGCUCCCCUCUUUAUGCUCGCUCCCCGAUCACUUUACUUUUCCUUCUCUCGGUCCAAAUCUUCACGGUCGUUCGCUUUCUUUAGGUCCAUGUCUUCUCGCCAGCAGCCGCCCUGGCAGCAGCCACCCACCGGUGCGAAUGCGCAACUGCCCGCAUUGAAGGUCUGGAACUCUUUGACAAAGUCAAAGACACCUUUCGUUCCAAUCGACCCUGCGGGUAAGAAGGUGGAGUGGUACGCCUGUGGACCGACUGUCUAUGACGACGCGCAUUUAGGACAUGCUCGCAACUAUGUCAGCACCGAUAUCAUUCGUCGAAUUAUGCGCGACUACUUCAAGUUCGAUGUCAACUUUGUGAUGAACAUUACCGAUGUGGACGACAAGAUCAUUCUCCGCGCCAGACAACAACACCUAUUUAACGAUUUCGUCACCGCAAACCCAACGAUCACACCGGAAGUCCUAAAUACCGUUAACCUCGCCUUUGCCGCUUAUAUCAAGAAGAACCUGCCCUUGCUCGACUCCGCACUCCCCGCUUCGCAGUACCAGAAGGAAGUCGAGAAGACAUAUGCGACUAUCUUGAACGGCGGAGCUUUGCCAGGGAACGAGAAGGCUGGUGAUGAUGAGGCAAAGGUCAAGAUGCACAUCAAGACGGCUGCUUCGGCCGCCAAGGUUAUCGUGCUGGCUGAGUCCCACAAUGACAAAAGUGCCGGUCCCGCAGUUCUCCCCGAAACCUUCUACACGGAGGCGCAAGAUCUUAUUCUCCCAUUUUUGGAUGCGCUCAAGGGUGCAUCUGUUGACGCGAACGACCACAGCAUCUUUACCAAGCUGACAAAGAGAUAUGAGGAGCGGUUCUUGACGGACAUGCGCGAUCUGAACGUUCUCGACCCCACUGAGCUGACUCGAGUGACGGAGUACGGUGACGAGAUCGCGGCUUUCGUUGACCGCAUUGUGCAGAACAAGUUCGGAUAUGCCACGGAAGAUGGAUCCGUCUACUUCGACAUCAAUGCUUUCGAGGCUGCUGGUCACCCGUACGCUCGCCUUGAGCCGUGGAGUCGGUCAGACAACAAGCUGGCCGCGGAGGGUGAAGGAUCUCUAGCUAGCAAAACCACUCAGAAGCGCGGAAACUCCGACUUUGCUCUGUGGAAGUCUUCGAAGCCUGGCGAGCCCAGUUGGUCUAGUGCCUGGGGCAAGGGUCGUCCUGGAUGGCACAUCGAGUGCUCAGCCAUGGCAUCUGCCAGACUAGGCAAGCAGAUGGAUAUCCACUCUGGUGGUAUUGAUCUUGCCUUCCCUCACCACGACAACGAGCUGGCUCAGAGUGAAGCCUACUGGCACGAUGGCCACAAGCAUGACUCUCACGACCAGUGGGUCAACUACUUCCUGCACAUGGGCCACCUGUCCAUCCAAGGAUCUAAGAUGUCCAAGUCUUUGAAGAACUUCACAACCAUCCGGGAGGCCCUCGACCGCAAGGACUGGACCCCACGCAGCUUGCGUGUUGUCUUCCUUCUGGGUGGCUGGAAGGACGGUGUUGAGAUCACUGACGAUCUUGUCGGAUUUGGUAGCUCAUGGGAGGAGAAGGUCAACAACUUCUUCCUGAAGGUCAAGGACCCGUCUGUUCUCCAGUCUUCGGGCACAGACACCUCUUUUGCCGCUGAUCUGGAAGCCACCAAGAAGACUGUCAAUGAGCAACUCUGCGAUUCUUUCAACACCCCAGCUGUUAUGCAGUCGAUCUCUGAACUCAUCUCCAAGUUCAACAUUGCUGACAAGGCCAGCGUGCCUGCCGAGGACAUUCAGGCGGCUGCUCAAUGGGUCACCUCAAUGGUGAACAUUUUCGGUCUUAACGGCACUGCCUCGGCCGAUAGCUCCGAAAUUGGUUGGUCUGGUAUCGACGUCCCUGGCGAGGCCAAGCCUUACCUCUACCCGCUCGCCUCUAUGCGUGACCGUCUCCGCGAGGCUGCACGGUCCAAGGCUGGUAUCACCGCCAAGGAUCUCGAAGAGGCAGUUGCCCGCACAUCCCCACCACAGGAGGCGUCUGAGUCUGCCAAGCCGUACGCCGAUAUUUUCGAGAACUUCCGCAACAACGUUGCAUCCUUGGAGUCCUCCCAGUCCAUUGGCAAGGACAUCUUGUCUCUGUGCGAUCGCGUCCGUGACAUCGAUCUUUUCGGCGUCGGUGUCUACCUGGAAGAUCGGGAGAACCAACCUGCCCUCGUCCGACCUGUCACCCAGGAGAUGAUCAAGGCUCGGGCAGACAAGGAGGCCAAGGCCAGCCAGAAGCUUGCGGAAAAGAAGAAGCAGGAGCAAGAGGCCCUGAAGAAGGCAGAGAAGGGCAAGCUGAGCCACUUGGACAUGUUCCGUACCAGUGAGUACAGUGCCUGGGAUGACGAAGGUAUCCCUCUCCGCGAUGCUGCAGGCGAGGAGAUCAACAAGAGCCGGGGCAAGAAGCUCCGUAAAGAAUGGACGAACCAGAAGAAGGCUCACGAGGCUUGGUUGGCGACUCAGGCCAAAUAA